CGGGCCUCGGGCCUCGGGAGGGGGCGCUCGAUCCCAGCUCUCCGCGCCGCUUCCCGGGAAGUUUCAAGUUUGAAAGUCCUGGCAGAGAGGCCGGGGCUUCCGGAACCGAGGGGUCGAGAGGAGGGGCCGAGCGGCGCCAUGCAGCAGGGGGCGAGGCGGCAGGCCGGCGGGGUGCGAGGGUGAGCUGCAUGGCGGGAGGCGCUCAGCCCGGCGUCCAGGGUGAGCCCGGCCAGCGGCCCCUGGAGGAUGAGAAGGAGGUGAUCCGCCGGGCUAUCCAGAAGGAGCUGAAAAUGAAGGAGGGCAUGGAGAACCUGCGGCGCGUGGCUACAGACCGCCGCCACCUGGGCCAUGUUCAGCAGCUGCUGCGAUCCUCCAACCGCCGCCUGGAGCAGCUACACUGCGAGCUGCGGGAACUGCACGCCCAAGUCCUGCUGCCCGGCCCGGCUGAGCCUGUGGCCUCAGGCCCCCGGGCGAGGGCAGAGCAGUCCAAGGCUCGGCACCUGGAGGCCCUGCAGAGGCAGCUGCAAGUGGAGCUGAAGGUAAAGCAGGGGGCCGAGAACAUGACCCACACUUGCGCCAGUGGCACCCCCAAGGAGAGAAAGCUCCUGGCUGCUGCCCAGCAGAUGCUGCGGGAUUCCCAGCUAAAGGUGGCCCUGCUCCGCAUGAAGAUCAGCAGCCUGGAGGCCAGUGGAUCCCCUGAGCCAGGCCCCGAGCUGCUGGCCGAGGAGCUACGGCACCGACUACACAUUGAGGCUGCAGUGGCUGAGGGUGCCAAGAACGUGGUGAAGCUGCUUGGUGGCCGGAGGACGCAGGACCGCAAGGCCCUGGCCGAGGCCCAGACCCAGCUCCAAGAAUCCUCACAGAAGCUGGACCUGCUCAGGCUGGCCUUGGAGCGGCUGCUGGAGGGCCUGCCGCCCGGCCACCCUCUGCACAGCAGGGUGGCCCGGGAGCUGCGAAUGGCAGCACUUGGGAACCCACAGCCUUCAGGGACACUAGUGAAGCCCACCGCCCUGACAGGGACACUGCAGGUCCACCUCCUGGGCUGUGAGCAGCCACUUUCGGCCGUGCCCGGACGCUCCCCGGCGGCCGCGCUGGCCAGCAGCCCCUCCGAGGGUUGGCUUCGGGCCAGGGCCAGGCAGCAGCGCAGCGGAGGCGAGCUGACCAGUGAGGUGCUGGCUGUUCUGAAGGUGGACAACCGCACUGUGGGCCAGACGGGCUGGGGUCAGGCGGCCGAACGGUGCUGGGACCAGACGUUUGCCGUUCCUCUGGAGCGAGCCCGGGAGUUGGAGAUCGGAGUGCACUGGCGGGACUGGCGGCAGCUGUGCGGCGUGGCCUUCCUCAGGCUCGAGGACUUCCUGGACAACGCCUGCCACCAGCUGUCCCUCAGCCUGGUGCCGCAGGGCCGGCUCUUUGCCCAGGUGACCUUCUGUGACCCUGUGCUUGAGAGGCGGCCCCGGCUACAGAGGCAGAAACGCAUUUUCUCCAAACGCCGAGGCCAGGACUUCUUGAGGGCUUCGCAGAUGAACCUCAGCAUGGCCGCGUGGGGGCGCCUGGUCAUGAGCCUGCUGCCCCCCUGCAGCUCGCCAAGCACCACCAGCCCCCCCAAAGGGUGCCCUCAGACUCCAACUACACCCCAUGGGGCCUCCCAGCCUGCGUCCCCCGGUAAUGUGCCCAAGAAGACCCCCUUGGGAGAAGAGAUCCAGCCCCCGCCCAAGCCCCCACGCCUCUUCCUGCCCCAGGAGCCCACGCCGGAGGGGACACCGCGCACCAAACGCCCCCACAUGGAGCCGAGGACCAGACUCGCGCCCGCCCUGCCAGCGCCCCCCAGCAGGAAGCCCCCCCGGCUGCAGGACUUCCGCUGCCUGGCUGUGCUGGGCCGUGGGCACUUUGGCAAGGUCCUCCUGGUCCAGUUCAAGGGCACAGGGAGAUACUACGCCAUUAAGGCACUGAAGAAGCGGGAGGUGCUGAGCCGGGACGAGGUUGAGAGCCUGUACUGUGAGAAGCGGAUCCUGGAGGCCGUGGGCCACACAGGGCACCCCUUCCUGCUGUCCCUCCUCGCCUGCUUCCAGACCUCCAGCCACACCUGCUUCGUGACUGAGUUUGUGCAAGGCGGUGACCUUAUGAUGCAGAUCCACGAGGAUGUUUUCCCUGAGCCCCAGGCCCGCUUCUAUCUGGCCUGUGUGGUCCUGGGGCUGCAGUUCCUACACGAGAAGAAAAUCAUUUACAGGGACCUGAAAUUGGAUAAUCUCCUGCUUGACGCCCAAGGCUUUCUGAAGAUAGCAGAUUUCGGAUUGUGCAAAGAAGGGAUCGGCUUUGGGGAUCGGACGAGCACCUUCUGCGGCACCCCGGAGUUCCUGGCGCCCGAGGUGCUCACGCAGGAGACGUACACGUGGGCUGUGGACUGGUGGGGGCUGGGCGUGCUGCUCUAUGAAAUGCUGGUGGGCGAGUGCCCGUUCCCAGGGGACACGGAAGAGGAGGUGUUCGACUGCAUUGUCAACACAGACGCCCCGUACCCCCACUUUCUGUCAGCGCAAGCCCUUGAGCUCAUUCAGAAGCUCCUCCAGAAGUGCCCGGAGCAGCGCCUGGGCGCUGGCAAGCAGGACGCGGAGGAGAUCAAGGUCCAGCCGUUCUUUAGGACCACCGACUGGCAGGCCCUGCUGGCCCGAGCCGUGCAGCCCCCCUUCGUGCCCAUCCUCUGCGGCCCCUCGGACCUGCGCUACUUCGAGGGCGAGUUCACAGGGCUGCCACCUGCCCUGACCCCACCCGGCCCGCACAGCCCGCUGAGUGCCCGCCAGCAGGCCGCCUUCCGGGACUUCGACUUUGUGUCUGAGCGCUUCCUGCAGCCCUGAGGCCUGUAGUGAGGCCUGCCUGGACCCUAAGAACCUGCAGGUGCCUGCGGGUGCCCUGCCCAGCUGCAGGGCUCUCGGGUAUUGAGGAUCCUGUGGGACUCAAGGUGGUGGCCGUCGGGCUGCUGCGUGGGCUGUCACCACGCAGCGUCCCCUUCCUGUCCUCCCACCAAGAGCUGGACUGGAAAGGGUACCACAGUGAGGAGUGGCUUGGUUUGUCUUUUUAAUACUUGACUGGCUUUGUGGAUUAUUAAAUGUGUAAAAGUGCA
This is a messenger RNA of Chinchilla lanigera (long-tailed chinchilla), 3115 nucleotides long. It is a transcript of the gene Pkn3, whose product is annotated as protein kinase N3. NCBI's taxonomy places the organism in Eukaryota, Metazoa, Chordata, Mammalia, Rodentia, Chinchillidae. Gene Ontology annotation, biological process: protein phosphorylation; signal transduction. The record is from RefSeq and is a predicted model, not a curated record. Gene Ontology annotation, molecular function: ATP binding; small GTPase binding; protein serine/threonine kinase activity.